AUGUCACUGACUCAAGUCCAUAAAUCUCUCCCUUGCCCCUCUCUCCCCUUGUAUGGUGCACCCUCCCGUCCCCUUCCAGGCACCCCACCACCCCUCAAGGCAGAGGUGGUUUUGCUGUGCAAGGCGGAGGUGGCAGUGCUGUGCAAGGUGCGUCAUCGCAACCUGGUGGCACUGCUGGGGCAUGUUAUGGACCAUCACGAGCGCCUGCUCGUGUUUGAGUUCAUGGAGCUGCACCUCUUUGACCCCACCCGCCACGGCCACCGCCCGCUGACGUGGACGGAGCGGCUGGUGGUGGCGGUGGACGUGGCGAGGGGCGUGGAGUACCUUCACAGCCUGGCGGGCGGGCGAGACUCCAUCGUGCACCGCGACUUAAAGCCCGCCAACGUGCUUCUGGACGGCCGGCGCCGCGCCAAGGUGGCCGAUUUUGGCCUGGCGAAGCUAUUGCUGCGACCGGUGCUGCCGCCCGGGGGAGGUUCGGGGAGGGAGGGGGGUUGUGGCAGAGGGUUGGAUUCGGAGAUUGCUCCGUCGGUUGAGACGCGAUUGGCUGGCACGUUUGGGUAUCUGGCGCCCGAAUACGCAGCCAUGGGCCGAGUGACAACACGCUCGGACGUGUACAGCUUUGGCGUUAUCCUCAUGGAACUGUUCACUGGGCGGCGAGCAGUGGACACAUCCCGGCCCGAUCUGUCAGCGCAUCUAGCCACGUUCCUCCUCCCCAUCAUCCCCGACCGCUCCAAGCUUGCCCAGGUGGUGGACCCUGCCAUAGCAGCAGGCAUGGCGGAUCAGGCCAGUCAGGCGUUUGCCUCGCUGUGCACGGUGGCAGAUCUGGCGCUGCACUGUGUGGCUGCUGACCCACGCCAGCGGCCCUCCAUGACAGACGUGGUCACGGUGCUCGCGCCACUCGUCAGAACCUGGACCCCUACGGAGGUCGUUCAUGCCCAGCAGCAGGGGGAGGGUGAGACAAUGGGGAUGACUCUGGAUGUUGCAGUGCAGUACUGGAAGAGCCUUGAUGAGCAGGGUUCAUCAGGCAGCUAUGGUUACACAUACGGAAGGAGCCAGGAUUACAAACACAGUCAGGGUCUUGCAGACAGUAGCAGCUCAGAGUUUCAUGAGAAGGUUGGGGUUUAUGGCAGCAGCAGCGAUGAAGCAUGUGGCAUCCACAGCAACUUCUCACCAGUCUUCCAAUCCAAUGAGUGCAGUGCUUCAAGGCCGCGAGCAGCAACAAGUGGUGGAGCAAGAGGAGCAUAUGCUGUUGCUGUCAUCACGUGCUGGAGGGAAAGUGAAUGA
Molecule: messenger RNA, 1284 nt
Organism: Closterium sp. Naga37s-1
Lineage: Eukaryota; Viridiplantae; Streptophyta; Zygnematophyceae; Desmidiales; Closteriaceae
Source: the annotation of a GenBank genome assembly